Molecule: messenger RNA, 8268 nt
Organism: Talpa occidentalis (Iberian mole)
Lineage: Eukaryota; Metazoa; Chordata; Mammalia; Eulipotyphla; Talpidae
Gene: MAN2A2
Product: mannosidase alpha class 2A member 2
Exons: 23
Coding region: 218-3709 (1163 amino acids)
Biological process (GO): mannose metabolic process; protein deglycosylation; N-glycan processing
Cellular component (GO): Golgi membrane
Molecular function (GO): carbohydrate binding; alpha-mannosidase activity
Source: RefSeq, a predicted model, not a curated record
GCCCACCUGCCCCCCGGGAUCCAACUCUCUCUCCCUAGCGCCGCCCUUCCUGGCCUGGACCCAGCCUCGGGCUCAAAAUACUGUGGGAGGCCCCGGAGAGCGAUCUGAUCGCCCGAAGUAGGGCGCGGCGCAGAGGUGACCGGCUCCCCGGCCCAGGCGACGCGGACUCCGCAGCCGCCGCCGCCCGGCCGCCUGGCAGGUGUGCGUGCCAGCCAGGAUGAAGCUGAAGAAGCAGGUGACGGUGUGCGGUGCUGCCAUCUUCUGCGUGGCUGUCUUCUCACUCUACCUCAUGCUGGACCGAGUGCAGCAUGACCCCAGCCGGCACCAGAAUGGCGGGAACUUCCCCCGGAGCCAAAUUUCUGUGCUGCAGAACCGCAUCGAGCAGCUGGAGCAGCUGCUGGAGGAGAACCAUGAGAUCAUUAGCCACAUCAAGGACUCUGUGCUGGAGCUGACCGCCAACGCCGAGGGCCCGCCCGCCCUCCUGCCCUACUAUACAGCCAAUGGCUCCUGGGUGGUGCCGCCGGAGCCCCGGCCUAGCUUCUUCUCCAUCUCCCCACAAGACUGCCAGUUUGCUCUGGGGGCCCAAGGCCAGAAGCCAGAGCUGCAGAUGUUCACCGUGAUGGAGGAGUUGCCCUUUGACAACGUGGACGGCGGCGUGUGGAAGCAGGGCUUCGACAUCUCCUAUGGCCCCCACGACUGGGACGCUGAAGACCUGCAGGUGUUUGUGGUGCCACACUCACACAACGACCCAGGCUGGAUCAAGACCUUCGACAAGUACUACACGGAGCAGACGCAGCACAUCCUCAACAGCAUGGUGGCCAAGCUGCAGGAGGACCCUCGGCGGCGCUUCCUUUGGGCGGAGGUCUCAUUUUUUGCCAAGUGGUGGGACAACAUCAACGUGCAGAAGAGAGCCGCCGUCCGGAGGCCAGUGCCCACGGGAGAGCGGGGCUGGCCGUGGGUCAGGCUGGUGGGGAACGGGCAGCUGGAGAUUGCCACGGGAGGCUGGGUGAUGCCGGACGAAGCCAACUCCCAUUACUUUGCGUUGAUUGACCAGCUCAUUGAGGGGCACCAGUGGCUGGAAAGGAACCUCGGUGCCACCCCACGCUCUGGAUGGGCUGUGGACCCUUUUGGCCACAGUUCCACCAUGCCUUACCUGCUGCGCCGUGCCAACCUGACCAGCAUGCUGAUCCAGAGGGUGCAUUAUGCCAUCAAGAAACACUUUGCUGCCACCCACAGCCUGGAGUUCAUGUGGAGGCAGACGUGGGAUGCCGACUCCAGCACAGACAUCUUCUGCCACAUGAUGCCCUUCUACAGCUACGAUGUCCCCCACACCUGUGGCCCGGACCCCAAGAUCUGCUGCCAGUUUGAUUUCAAACGCUUGCCCGGUGGCCGUAUCAACUGUCCCUGGAAGGUGCCGCCCCGGGCCAUCACGGAGGCCAAUGUCGCCGAGAGGGCCACCCUGCUCCUGGACCAGUACCGGAAGAAGUCCCGGCUAUUCCGCAGCCACGUCCUGCUGGUGCCGCUGGGCGACGACUUCCGCUAUGACAAGCCGCAGGAGUGGGACGCCCAGUUCUCCAACUACCAGCGGCUCUUCGACUUCCUCAACAGCAAGCCCGACCUGCACGUGCAGGCCCAGUUUGGCACCCUGUCUGACUAUUUUGACGCCCUGUACAAGAGGACAGGGGUGGAACCAGGGGCGCGGCCUCCAGGCUUCCCCGUGCUCAGCGGCGACUUCUUCUCCUACGCCGACCGCGAGGAUCAUUACUGGACAGGCUACUAUACCUCCCGGCCUUUCUACAAGCGCCUGGACCGAGUGCUGGAAGCCCACCUGCGGGGGGCAGAGAUCUUGUACAGCCUGGCGGUUGCCCACGCCCGCCGCGCUGAGCUGGCCGGCCAGUACCCCCUAUCGAACUUCGCCCUCCUGACGGAAGCGCGGCGCACGCUGGGCCUCUUCCAGCACCACGAUGCCAUCACCGGCACGGCCAAGGAGGCGGUGGUAGUGGACUAUGGGGUCAGACUCCUGCGCGCCCUGGUGGGCCUGAAGCAGGUGAUCAUAAACGCAGCCCACUACCUGGUGCUGGGGGACAAGGACGCCUACCGCUUUGACCCAGAGGCCCCCUUCCUCCAGAUGGAUGAGACGCGCUUGAGUCACGACGCCCUGCCGGAGCGCACAGUCCUCCAGCUGGAGUCCUCCCCACGGUACGUGGUGCUGUUCAACCCCCUGGAGCAGGAGCGGCUCAGCGUGGUGGCCCUGCUUGUCAGCUCGCCCCGCGUGCGCGUCCUCUCGGAGGAGGGGCAGCCGCUGGCCGUGCAGAUCAGCGCACACUGGAGCUCUGCCACCGACAUGGUCCCCAACAUCUACCAGGUGUCUGUGCCCAUCCGCCUGCCGGCGCUGGGCCUCAGUGUGCUGCAGCUGCAGCUGGGCGUGGACGGCCCCCGCACACUGCCCUCGUCCACACGCGUCUACCUGCAUGGCCGGCGGCUGUCCGUCAGCAGGCACGAGGCCUUCCCUCUGCGCGUCGUCGACUCUGGCAGCAGCGACUUUGCCCUCAGCAACCGCUACAUGCAGGUCUGGUUCUCAGGCCUGACCGGGCUCCUCAAGAGCAUCCGAAGGGUGGACGAGGAGCAGGAGCAGCGGGUGGACAUGGAAUUCCUCAUCUAUGGCACCCGCACGUCCAAAGACAAAAGCGGAGCCUACCUCUUCCUGCCUGAUGGUGAAGCCCAGCCCUAUGUCCCCAAGGACCCCCCAGUGCUGCGUGUCACCGAAGGCCCUUUCUUCUCCGAGGUGGUUGCCUACUACGAGCACGUCCACCAGGUGGUCCGGCUCUACAAUCUGCCAGGGGUGGAGGGGCUGUCUCUGGACGUCUCCACUCUGGUGGACAUCCGGGACCAUGUCAACAAGGAGCUGGCCCUGCGCAUCCACACGGACAUCGCCAGCCAGGGCAUCUUCUUUACGGACCUCAAUGGCUUCCAGGUGCAGCCCCGGCGAUACCUGAAGAAGCUGCCCCUGCAGGCCAACUUCUACCCCAUGCCCGUCAUGGCCUAUAUCCAGGACGCUCAGAACCGCCUCACGCUGCACACUGCCCAGGCGCUGGGCGUCUCCAGCCUGCACGAUGGCCAGCUGGAGGUGAUCUUGGACCGGCGGCUGAUGCAGGACGACAACCGGGGCCUCGGCCAGGGGCUCAAGGACAACAAGAGGACCCGGAACCACUUCCGCCUCCUGCUGGAGCGGCGAGUUCUGGGCAGCGAGGUCCAGGACCACCACCCCGCCAGCUACCCAUCCCUCCUCAGCCACCUGACCUCCGCCCACCUGAACAGCCCAGCGCUGGCCCUGCCUGUGACCACGCAGCCACCGCCCGGCCCUGCCCUGCGCUCCUUUCACCCCCUGGUGUCCUCCCUGCCCUGUGACUUCCAUCUGCUCAACCUGCGUGCGCUGCAGGCCGAGGAUGCUGUGUUGCCCUCGGCAGAGGCCGCCCUCAUCUUACACCGCAAGGGCUUCGACUGUGGCCUCGAGGCCAAGAACUUAGGCUUCAACUGCACCACAAGCCAAGGCAAGGUGGCCCUGGGCAGCCUUUUCCGUGGCCUGGACGUGGGUUUCCUUCAGCCCACCUCCUUGACGCUGCUGUACCCGCUGGCCUCGCCCUCCAACAACACCGACGUCUACUUGGAGCCCAUGGAGAUCGCCACCUUCCGCCUCCGCCUGGGCUAGGACUUCCGUGGCCGGAAGAGAACGAUCAUGCACAGAGACGGACUCUUAUCACCCAUGUCAGGUCGGGUUGGACGAGCCACACUGGGGACCCCAUCCCGAUCUACCUCUCAGACCUGCGACCGAGGCUCUGCCCUGGUUUCCUGUUUAUUGCGUCUGUGUUCGGGGCGCCCUGCGAGCCAGUGCUGGGCCCAAAGGGCAGACGCCAGAGAGAGCAGAGGAGGCCCAGGGCCCGGUGGCACUGCAGGACUCUGCGGCAGUUUCUGAGCGCCGCCCCCUGGGGUGCAGGCUCAAGUCCCCAUCCUUUUCCCAGUGUGGCUGAAGGAGACGCAGGGACAGGAGGCCGAGCAGGUAACUGCCUGGCGUCAGGGUGGCCCAUGACAAGAGCGGGCUUGAGGAGAACCAAGGUCAUGUGGCGCCUGCGUGGCCUGGGGUGACAAGCGGGGGCAGUGUUGCCGGGAGGCGGAGGCUGGGGGUAGAGUGAGCAGUGGGCGGAGAGGGAAGAGACUUGCUGCUCCUUGGUGGCCCCCCUCAGAGUGCCUCUGGCUGCGCCCUGGCCCUGUGGGGCCACGCGGUGAAGGACUCGCUGAGAUGGUCACGGCCGGACGUCAGAUGAUAUUUCAGGUACUGAAAACCCUGUUUAAACUGGGCACUUGGUCUGUGUGUUGAUUUGUGGGCUGGUGGCAGGCGCGUGGGAGCUCUGCCUGCCUGACUCCUGUCUGGAGGCUGGACUCUGGACACAGUCCCAGGGCCCUCCCCUGGGGGUGCGUGGGCUGGCUGGCUGCCCUCCCUGGAGAGAAAGGAAGCCUCCCGGGCCCCCGGUAGCUGGGCAACCAGAGACAUGUUCACCCCCUCCCCGCUUCAGUGCUUCACCCUCGACACUGUCCAGAGGGUGGGGUCCCAACACGGGGACUCGGGUCAUGGAAAGUGAGGUAGGAGGAGGCUGACCGUGCCUCAGCCUUUUCCAGCUUCAACGAAUCGAGAAAAGCCACAGUGGUCCCUGUAGAUGGCACCUGGUGCUUGGUGACGUGGUCAGUGUCUCCCUCGUCUGCCAGCGGGGACGCGGCGUCGGACAGGUGGCGCUGUCAGUGGCAGGAGGUGGCUUGUUUCAUAAAUGAGGCUUGGAAGACAACUGGCCACCCACUAAAGGGAGGGGCAGAGCUCUCCCUCGAGGUGUCCACAAACACUAGUUCCAGAGGAGAAAAGCAGAAUGUCAGACUAAAAGUUACUGAAGAAAAUAGAGGAUAAUUUUAUAUCCCUGGUGUAGGAAGGUCUUUUUAAAAUACAACAUGAAAACGAAAAGAUAAUAAGGGGAAAGAGAUUUUACCACGAAAAACAUUGGCGGUUUCUGUGUGGUGGUGAAGACCAAGGUUAAACACAAAUGGCAGGUUUGGGAGAAGGUGUCCGCGGCACGGGACGAGGCGGGACCUGCAUUUGUUUGUGCAACAGUAGCCGUGGGUCCUUGGAGAAAGGCCUGCUGAGUAGCUCCCUAAAGACUGGGGGGCACGGCUUGGAGGCCCGCAGGCCACCCAGGGCUGUCGCCGCCAGCGCCUGCCUGCAGCCCUGUGGGAGUCUGGGUGGAGGAAAUGAGUCGAUGAGACCUGCCGAGCGAUGUGCCCCGUGCGCAGGAGCGCGCUUACCCACGAGCUGUACCCCAGUGAGUAAGGAGCUAAGCCGUCACGCUGUGGCAGCUAUUGGAAUGUCGGGGUGACUCUGCGCACCCCUCGGAAAUUAGCAGAGUAAAGGAUGCUGUCUGUGGAGAUCUUGCCUUACUGGCCUGCCAGGACUGCCACGUGUAAUCCCGCGCACUCACCUUCGCAGGCGGCCUUGCCCGAGCGGGGCCAGAAUCACCAGAGCAGCUCGCUGAGACGCCCGCCCUCCGCCAGGGCUGACCCGCCUGCUCCCCCAGCCUGCAGGCUGGAGUGGGGUCUGCAGGUCAGAGGCCCCGCUCGCUGGGCUGACAUGGAACAAGGCCAAGCCAAAAAGCUCUCCAAGGACAAGCAGAUUCCCGGGCAUGACCUAUGGAACCCAACUCUGGAGUAGCAGCCAAAGAAUGUGGCGUUGCGACAAGCUCCCCGGCGCUGCCUUGGCACACGUAAUUGGAAGAGGCCGGAUUUCAGGCAAGCAACGACCCUCAGUGCUCUGGCGCGGAGGCCUCGAUUCUGAGUCAAAACCGGAACUCCUGGGACUGGAUAAGAGCCCGGGCCUGAGCCCUCGCCCACCGGCCAGCUCCCGUGGGGGCGGAGCUGCGUGGCUGGGGAGCCAGAGCGGAGAGCUGCGUCCUGCCAUCCUGGCGAGCAGGCCCGGACCGCUCUGAGCUGGCUGCGUAGAACCUCAAGUACACAGAGCGCCAACACCUUUACCUAACAGGACCUGCUGCCCACGCGUGCCUGUGCUGAGCUGACGUCACGUGUCUACUUGGGAAAGCCAUGUGAGGCUCAUCGUCCAAAUCAGGGAACAAAAUCACCGAUUUUUCCCUUGACAAGUGUCUGAACAAACACUUAAGAGGGGAGGAGAGGCUGGUGGCGACACCACGUACUUCACAAAGCCUCCCUCUUACUGAAGGUUAGGGGGAGUGGAUGCAGAGCCUACCAGGUGUCAGGACGAAGGGGGGCUGCUGAGGUUCUCUGUCCAUUUGGGCUCCUGACUGCAGCCCUCUCUCACCGAGCUAAACCAGAAAUGAACGUGAACUCGGUGCAGUUAGGAAACCCAGGUGCAGCUGGAGCGGAGUCCUCGGGCCUUUGGGAUGUGACAGAUUUAAGCCAAGGCGACUCUUGAAGCCUUGAGAAACUCCAGCAGAGGAGAGACUGGGGCCUCCUGUCAGAAUGGCUGGGGCGGUGCCUUCAAACAAAGGGCGUACUCCCCCAAACUCCUGCUCCCUAACCCCCAACAUCUCAGGAUGCUGAGUAAGACACUGAAGAUGGAACAGCAGCGUCAUGCAGCAGGAGGGCAGCUUUUUUGACCAAGAAUGGAGAGACCAACCAGGGUCUGAGCAGAAGGUGGGGCGAUGCAGCUCAGGAGGAACCUGCCGGCUCAGGACAGGGGGCGCUAGGCUUUGCCUUGCAUGGUGGGGCUGACCCGGGGAGGUCAGCCUCUCUGAGUGAGGAGCACGGGCAGGAAAGCCAGCGAGGCUGCAAACGAAGCCUCGGCUCAACACACAGCCAGAACUAACGCUGCAUCAAAAUCUACGUGAGGGAUAGACACUGGAUUGAUGCAGGUGAGAUUUUAGAAAACAAAACAAGAAACUUUGUGGGCUUGAAAAAUACAAUAGAGGAAUCACUCGAAUAUACAAGAUAAAAGGAAAAUAUAAGAAGCGCUAAGAGAGACAGGAUGAUGAUAAGCUUUGACAUAAUCUUUAACAGCAGUUGUGAGAGACUAGUGAGAGAAGAAGAAAACAAUCAGAUCAUGGGUUUUCAGAUGGAAGAAAAAUACGAAUUCUCAGAAUGAAAGAGAUGACUGAGUUCCAAGAAAGUUGCCAUGAAAAAAAAUCCUCACUCUCAAAAUCAACCAGAGAGAGGGCCUCCCCGGUGGCGCAGCGGUUGAGCGCUGGGUUGCGAAGCUGCCCGCAGCCUCUGCAGUGCUGGUUCGAUCCCCGGCUGCUCCCCGGCCACCGGAGGAGGGUCCCCCCGCAUGGCGCGCAGACCUCUCCUGCCGCCCGCUGCUCCCCUCGGCAGUGUCCUUCGGUCCUUCUGCCUGCUCUGCUCCCCGCUCUGGCUCUGGUGGAUCCUCUCGCCCUCCCGCGCUUCUGACUGUACCCGGUAAAUAAAUAAAUGUGUAAAUAAAUAAAUAAAUCUUUAAAAAAAAAAAAAUCAACCAGAGAGAAAACAUAGAAGCCUUAGAAAGGAGAGACGGAUGAAAGGCUGGCAGCCUUACGGGGAGUCCGUGAGAUGAAACACUCAGCCUGGGGGGCUGUCAGCACCCCUGCAUCCAGUGCCAGCUGCACUGUCACUCAAGAAUGGGGGGAGAUGAUAUCUUUUGGUAGGCAAAGACCAAGAUUUUGCAGUUUCAGUGGAAGAAGAAAAGAUGUUCAUCAGCAAAAAAGAAUUGAUGUUUUUUGGGCGCAUAAAACUAACGGCAUCAUUGGCCAUGAAAUACAGCAUUUUGUAAUUUAAAAAGAGGAACUAAAAUCCUGGAUAGCAAUAAUGUUAGAAAGGCAUUUUUUUUUUAAAGAUUGAUUUAGUGUGCAUACAAGAACUGGGGUACAGGCCAGAGGUGUGGGGGGUGAGAGGAGUCACCCUCCUGUUCCCACACUGCCCCGUUAUGGAGCAAGUCAGUGGUGACGAGCUCUGCAGUCUUGUUCUGCGCGUGCACCACGCUUCCUACAUCAUGCAGCCCUGGAGACAGAGACAGAGUGGGGAACAGAACAGGCAGACUGACUGAAAUGCACUGCUGAGGGGAGCAGCGGGGAGACAGGGGAGGUCUGCUGCGCCGUGUGCGUAGCCCCCUGGCCGGCCAGGGAUCGAACUCGUGCUGCAGUGGCUGCGGACAGUUGCCUCUCAAGCCCCUGUGCCACCAGGGAGGCCCAGAAAGGCAAAGAGGUUCUUGUUGGGGCGAAAUGCAAG